This is a messenger RNA of Hydatigera taeniaeformis, 384 nucleotides long. Lineage: Eukaryota; Metazoa; Platyhelminthes; Cestoda; Cyclophyllidea; Taeniidae. The record is from the annotation of a GenBank genome assembly.
AUGGCAGCACAAGCAGUCCGAAACCCCUGGGCCACAACAAAGGCGGUGGAUCUUUCGUUCGUCUUUAUCCACUGUACAGAUAAUUUCUGGCAUCUCCUCCACAAAACAUCAGCCUCCAUUACAGCAAAGUGUCUUCUUCUCCACCUCCUCCGCCAUCGCCUUCUUGGUCUCUUCACUCCUUCUCUCCUCCUUUCUCCUCCUCCGAUCCCUCCUUAUCAAACUCGACCUUAUGUUCAGUCGCCUCCUCCUCCUCCUUCCUCCUUUUUAGUCCUCAUCCUUGCCUCCGCCUCCGACUUCGCCUUCCCUUUCCCUUUUUCUGCUCCUCUUCUCCUUCGUCGUCGUCCUCCUCCUCCCCCUCCUGUUCAACUUCGAACUCAGAUUUAG